GCCAAUCAGCGUUACGUUUGGAGCACGGUUCCUUCUUGUUGUGAAGCGUCUAGAUACAAGGAAACUGCAAGCAGCCAGCCUUGUUGAAUUUAGUUAGCUUACGCAUUUUCCUUUCUCGCUGUAAGGCGAAUUACAUUUCUGAUUUAAUUGUAAAACGGUGUAAUUGAAAGAAUACUUCGCAAAAGCAUUAAAUAACAUUAACCUAUAUAGCAGACGGCAACUGUAAAACGUAUUUCCAGUAUGUUAAGAUUUAGCUUUAGGAGGGAGAAAGACAAGGAGUUUAAGCAUAUAGCUCAUGGUUUGAUCCCUGCUGCCUCCAUUGCUCCCAAACCAGCCGUACCUCGUACCCCUCCCCCUCGCAGCCCAAACCCCUCACCUGAGAGACCCAGGUCAGCCUUAGCAGCAGCCAUUUUAUCAUCCUCACUCACUGGGCAGACAUGGGCCAUCCCUCCUGCCCGGCUGAUGUCUUUAUCCGAGAGUGGUCAGUCAGAAUCCUUCACAUCUGAGCCAAACAUCAGCACGGCACUUUACACAAGAGACAGAUGGUCAGAAGAUUUGGUUAGCCGGCCACGUCUGUCCUCUCCUGACCAGUCAGAGGGGGAGUUGGAAGACAAGGAACAGGAAGUGGUGGAUGAAGAGGACGGGGAGGACCAUGUCUACCACACUCUGGACCGAAGGCAGAAUUCUUCACUCACCGAAUCUGUCUAUGCUCUGCCACUAAAAGCUAAGUCUGUCUUCAAGUCCACUACACCCCUGCCAACUCAGACUUCUGGCAGAAGAGAGCCUUCACCAGAUUUCACUGAGGAGACCAGUGGCCAAUCUCUAGAACCCAAAGAGAAGAAAAUGUCUGUGAGGAAGACUCUUGAAAAUUGGAAAGAUGAUGUUCCAACAACACCAGCCAUUUUAACUGCUGAUCACCCCAGGCAAGCAAGCCAAGCCAAAAGCCCCAAAGACCUCCGUGAGCUUCCUCCAGAACCCAGCAAUACAUACAGUGAACUGCGGAAGAAGGUAGUGAGGGACCGUCGGGAAAAGAACACAAGGAUGGUAGACAAAGAAAAGCUACUAGAGGAGAGACUGCAGCGCCUGGAACGGGAGAUCAAUGACAGCCAAGCCUUCUCAAACCAGAGGUCCUCUGCAGGCAGCCAAGCAGAGCUGCAGAAUUUGAGGCAACAUGCUCAGGAGCUGGUUGAUGAAAACGAUGCCCUCAAACUGACAGUUCACCGUCUGAAUGUGGAGCUGAGCCACUACCAGGCGCGGUUCAGACCACUGUCCAAAGAAGAGCACUCCAAAGUCAGUGGUUUACUAAACACGGGGUCUCCUCCUCCAUGGCUGGUUGACAUGAAGUAUUUAUCUCCUCUACUGCUGGCUUAUGAAGACAGGAUGAAUGAGAAAGAUGCCAUUCUGCAAACCACUGAGGAAAACAUGAAAAAGUUGCAUGUUCAAUUAGAGGAAGUCAUUAAAGAAAAUGAGAAACUCCAUGAUGAAAUUACCAAGACCGGAGCGGUCAAUCAGAAAGACUGUCAUCAAAUUCAACAACAGGCCGUUCUGGUUUUGCAAGAGAACCAGGUUCUCAUCAAUCAACUCGAGGCGCAGCAUGCUGAGGCCAAGGCCACUCACAGCAGACAUAACACUGAAGUGGCAAAAGUGUCUAAGAAACUGAUGUUAUUAGAAGUGGAAAACCAGCGCUUGGAAGGGGACCUGGAAGAAAGCAGGAGGGAGGUGCAGAAAAAUAAGAAGGAGCUUCAAGUUCUGCAGGCCCGCCUAAAGGAUGCAGUCACCUGGGACGAACACUGCAGCAUUGCUGGAAAACUGAGAAGACAACUGGAGCAGCAUGAGAGCAGAAGUAAGGGUGAAACUGACAAACUGCUUCUGAGAGUGUCUAACCUCCAGGAGGAGAACAGGAUUCUAGCUCUGGACAAAGCCCAGCUAACUGCAAAAACAAGAGCAAUGGAGGCUGAGCUGGAGCUCUCCAGGCAAGCCAACAGGAAGGCUGAAAGAAGAAUGAGUAUGUUGAAGCAACAAAAGGAAGAGUGUGUGUUGAAGGAGGAAAAGACACGGCACUACCUGGGAGCUGUCAUUUCUGUGGCAGAACACAUUUCCCAGGAGAGAGACCGACUAUUACACAUGGCAUCAUCUCUUCAGCAGGAAAAGCAGAGAUUCAUCAGCAGGAUUCUCAGUGGCACAGUUCGAUUUGGAAAACUACAAGAAGAAGUCAAAGUGUACCGGAGCCAGGCGUCAACCAGACUGGCAGCGUUGGAGGAGGCGGUGGAGGGGAGGACAGUGUCUUACCAGAGGGAGAUCCUUCACCUGCAGAUGCUGCUGAGAGAAAGACAGGAGGCAGAGGAGAAACUGCUGCAGUCCAAACGGGAGAUAGAGGAAGAGCUGGAGGUGGUGUGGGAGGCAGCAACAAGGGAGAACCAGCAGAUGAGGGAGACUCUUUUGGAUUCCAAACUCACUGGGGACCUCCACAGUUGGCCUGCUCAUGCUCCAGAUGAGAUCACUACAUCCUCCCAGCAGCAGCAGCACAAGCAUGGGCUGGAUUUCUAUUGCUGAAAUACCUAGAGCAAUAACCUGCAGGUGUGCCUGUCUGCUCAAAAUAGACUGCUCAGAUAACUGUCAACUUGUUAUAGUCAUCAUGUCAGCCUGCAGACAUCCAGCAGCUUGCCUUUGUGUCAGUUUGUUGUUCUAUCUGAGUGAUACCUGAAAUCUGUCUGGUGGAUGGAAAUAUUUGCAAUACAUGGAAGGAAACAGUAAUCACUUAACACAGCCAAGUCGGUGAGGAAGACUUGGCUUGAGCAAUAGUGAUGGAAAAAAAAGCAUCUAAGGAGUGAGACUCAUUCCUCAGAUAACUUUCAUUUCUAGAAGUGAAUGACUUUUGUAUAUUUUUGCAUAUAUUUGUAUUUUUUAAAUUAUUAUUCUCAGGGUUUUAUAAAACAUGCCAAGUAUAGUGCCAUACAGGAGAGUGGAGAGUUGCAAGUGGCCCUCUGUGACUUUUUUUGUUGCUAAGCGAAGAUUGCCAUCUGCUGGACAAAUGUAGUAACAGCAUUGUUUACUGUCAUGUAUUUGCGGGUCUACAUUUUAUACAAUGAAUGAGACAUGCUUUCCGGACACUGUUUUAAUCCCACAAAAUUAAAACAACUAAAGGGCACAAAAUAUAUUAAUAAAAGAGCAAACUUGUUUUUUUUCCAUGUAGAAAUGUGCAUAUAUACUUUGUUAUUUACAGACUUUUUACAGACCUUGUUUUGGACUUGUCGUUGUAUUUGCAUUACACAAACAGCAAUGUACUGACCCUUCAGAUGCCAUGUUAAUAAUAAA
This is a messenger RNA of Oreochromis niloticus (Nile tilapia), 3315 nucleotides long. It is a transcript of the gene cep89, whose product is annotated as centrosomal protein 89. The coding region runs from base 241 to 2553 and encodes 770 amino acids. Gene Ontology annotation, cellular component: centriole; ciliary transition fiber. The record is from RefSeq and is a predicted model, not a curated record. Gene Ontology annotation, biological process: chemical synaptic transmission; cilium assembly; mitochondrion organization. The transcript is spliced from 18 exons. Lineage: Eukaryota; Metazoa; Chordata; Actinopteri; Cichliformes; Cichlidae.